AUGUUCAAAACAUUCACCUCGAUUCUCGCCGCCCAAAGUAUUCUCCAGGCAAACAAAGAGUCGUCACCUCUGUCACGUCUGCAAAAUCUCAGAACAACGUUAGAGCAGAUCCGCCAGAUUUCGGGCACAGCCGGUGUAUCCAUCGGUGUGCUGCAUCAUGGCCAGGAAUUGUACAAAGAAAAUCUCGGGUACUGCGACGUCGCAACCAAACAAGCCGCCGACUCGCAGACCUUGUAUGGCCUGGGCUCCCUUACAAAGUCUAUGACAGCGUUUGCAAUAGGGGAUUUAGUAAAUGAUGGCCUUUUGACCUGGGAAACCCCCGUAAAAGACAUUCUACCGGAUUUUCAGCAUAAAAGCGCUUCUGUCACCAAUCUUACCACGGUUGUUGAUUUGCUGGCCCAUCGAACUGGUCUCAGUAGUGAUAUAUCAUUCACCUUUCAGGGAGACGGGGAAGCAUUGCUACCUGCGGAGCAAAUGAUACCGACAUUCAACAACAUGGACCAAGUUGAGUCCUUCCGAGGCAAAUGGUCCUAUAAUAGUUGGGGCUACGCAAUAGCCGGUCGCAUCAUCGAGAAGCUUUCCAAUUGCUCUUUUCACGAGUACCUGAAAACAAAUAUAUAUGACAAGCUUGGCAUGGAAAAUACCGCAACACGAAUACCAUCUCAUCAUAGCGGACAUAUCGCGAAACCGUAUGCGACCGACUCCAACGCGAACCCAAUUCACCUACAAAGUCCAAUGAUAUUUGAAGAUACUUUAUUCGAGGCUGCUGCGGGUGCAUACUCUAACGUGGAUGAUCUGUUGACUUACUCCACAUCUAUCCUUACGGCCUACCGGCAUGGUGGUGACUCAGCCCUUAAAGAGCUGGAGACUUUGCUAUCUGGUCAAAUUCCAGUUCUUGGUCCGUCGUUCCGUGAGCGGUCUUACGCAAUGGGAUGGAUCCGUACCCAGCUACCUGGGACACUUGGUGUGAUGGGCGAGAAUAUAGCUAUUCUGGAAGAUGUGGAUGAGCUUCCAGAAAUUGGCCAGGGUUCGCCUUCAAUGCUUUGCAUCUAUCACCAGGGUUCGACCGUAGGGUACUACACCAAUAUCGCUCUCUUCCCAGAAACCCAAUCUGCCAUUGUUGUUCUGGCCAAUUCAAUUCCGUUGACGGAUUCACCAGAUACCAUUAUGCAAGCUCUUUCCCAGGCCCUCUUUGAUUUUCCGAAUCCAGUUGACCUUGUUUCGUUCACUGAGGAUACUAGUAAUAAGUUGAUUCAUAAAUACAAACAACAGGCGGACAAUAUCGCAUCAAGACGCCGAAUCGGGACACGGGGAUUCUCUUUACGAGAGUAUGCAGGACGCUACAUAAAUGAGCUGAAGAAUUUCGUGGUGGAAAUUCACGUGGGUCCCGAGAACAACACGUUGGAGGUCUUAUUCCAAGGCCGCGAAUCUCAGCGAUAUAGCCUCAGACACUUGGAAGACAAUAUUUUCGAAUGGUCCUUGUCGCUCGAUGAGGAGGCAGAACGUGGCAGAUAUCACAUCACAGAAGUGGAUUACUUCCUGAUUUACUUUCGCACAGUUAUGGCUCAAGUGGAUUAUCUCGUCUGGACAGGCUACAAUGAGAACCGCUCCAUCGCUAUCGUGGGCGUUGGCCCAUCCAUGUCGCGCUCUCUUGCCCUAUGGCUGGCGAGCUUAGGGUGGAACAUUGCCCUGAUCUCUCGAUCGGAAGAACCUCUUUCAAAAAUCGCGACCGAAAUCAAAAAUGCACAGAAAAAUCCUGACGCUAAAGUAGUCUACAAGACUGGUGAUACAAGUGAUCCCAGUAGUUUGAAAACUGCCCUCGACUGGUGUGUUGAGCAAUUCCAGUGCAAGUUGGACGUUUUGAAUUAA
Penicillium pulvis is the source of this 1869-nucleotide messenger RNA. RefSeq names its product Protein flp. The transcript has 2 exons. Lineage: Eukaryota; Fungi; Ascomycota; Eurotiomycetes; Eurotiales; Aspergillaceae. The record is from RefSeq and is a predicted model, not a curated record. The coding region runs from base 1 to 1869 and encodes 622 amino acids.